Wasmannia auropunctata (little fire ant) is the source of this 729-nucleotide messenger RNA. RefSeq names its product tRNA-dihydrouridine(20a/20b) synthase [NAD(P)+]-like. The transcript is spliced from 3 exons. The record is from RefSeq and is a predicted model, not a curated record. Bases 433 to 711 code for a protein of 92 amino acids. NCBI's taxonomy places the organism in Eukaryota, Metazoa, Arthropoda, Insecta, Hymenoptera, Formicidae. Gene Ontology annotation, molecular function: tRNA dihydrouridine synthase activity.
GUGACGACUUGUCGCUGAAGGCGGUAGAUGGCGGGAGCACAGCAGCACGAACUUUUGCACGCUGAAAAGGUAUCUAACCUCAAAAAUUCGAACCUCUACAACUUCUUCCUUAUUUUCAAUAUGCCGCAGAAGAUAGGGAAGAUCAUUUAAUUUACUUGAGAGGACAAAGAGAAGUACAAAGUAGAGGAAAGCAGUGCAGUGUGCUCUAAUAACCUUGCGAGAAGGCGCCAUAAUUCACCGGCCGGUGGAGUAACUGCAACUCGAAAACCUCUAUGGAUGCUUUCCAUUUAGGACACAAGUCGACACAAACGUCAUUCUAUUCUUCUUAGCACUUUUAAUUGGAAAUUGAGUUUCUAUCAAGUGUCCUUAAGUUUAAUUGCAUAAAUCUUAUCAUUUUUUUAAAAUCUAUGUGGUUAAAUCGAAAAUAUCAUAAUGAAUACCGAUGUAGUAGCAAUAUUAAAAGAGCCAAGAAUGAUAAAAAUAUGUGCUCCGAUGGUCAGAUACAGCAAGUUACAGUUCAGAACACUUGUAAGGCGAUACGGAUGUGACAUAUGCUUUACACCUAUGAUCUUAGCGGACUCAUUUGUGCAAUCCUCAAAAGCCAGGGACAUCGAGUUUACCACCCACGAAGAGGAUCAGCCACUGAUCGUUCAAUUUGCGGCUAAGACUGUAAACGAUUUUGUUGACGCCUCAAUGAUGGUCGCACCGUAAGUUUAUUGUAAAUCAGUU